This is a messenger RNA of Hevea brasiliensis (rubber tree), 1422 nucleotides long. RefSeq names its product tryptophan aminotransferase-related protein 3-like. The coding region runs from base 1 to 1422 and encodes 473 amino acids. Gene Ontology annotation, biological process: amino acid metabolic process. The transcript has 5 exons. NCBI's taxonomy places the organism in Eukaryota, Viridiplantae, Streptophyta, Magnoliopsida, Malpighiales, Euphorbiaceae. The record is from RefSeq and is a predicted model, not a curated record. Gene Ontology annotation, molecular function: carbon-sulfur lyase activity; transaminase activity.
AUGGCUAAGAUUCAAAACUCUAAGCACACGCUUUUCUUGGGUGGUUCAGUGCUUCUGAAUCUCUUAUUUAUUAAUCUGUUUAUGCAUGGCGGGUGGAAACAAAGUAACUGGACAAAAACAGCAGCAGAAGAAGCUGAAGCUGUUGCAUCCAUUUCAUGCUCAGGGCAUGGAAGGGCUUUCUUGGAUGGUUUAUUAGGUGUUGAUGGUAAACCUGUUUGUGAAUGCAAUUCUUGCUUUAAAGGUCCUGAUUGCUCAGACCCAAUUCCAAAUUGUGAGGUGGAUGCAGAUAGUGGAGAUCCCAUGUUCUUGGAGCCUUUCUGGUUGAAACAUGCUGCGAGGAGCUCCCUGGUGGUGCCUGGAUGGCAUCGUAUGAGCUAUGAAUUCGGAGAUGGUUCUCUAAUCUCAGAAGAGCUCGAGAAUCACAUUCGAAGACUCCACUCUGUGGUUGGGAAUGCAAAUACAGAUGGGAGAUACAUUAUUUUUGGUGCAGGAGCAACCCAACUUCUUAAUGCUGCAGUGCAUGCUCUUUCCUCUAAUGAUGAUGGUGAUGAUACAUCUUCAUCGCCUUCUAGGGUUGUAGCUUCAAUCCCAUACUACCCAGUUUAUAGAGAGCAGACAGAGUUUUUCCAAUCUGAAGAUUACAGGUUCGAUGGAGAUACUAUGUCUCGGAAGAAUAAAAUGGACUACUUGUCAAACAAUUAUAUUGAACUUGUGACCUCGCCCAACAAUCCUGACGGUCAGUUGAAGAAAGCAGUUCUUCAAGGAGAAUCAGUAAAGACAAUUCAUGAUCUUGCCUACAAUUGGCCUCAUUUUACAGCUAUCCCAGCUCCUGCUGAUGAAGACCUCCUGAUAUUUACAGUUUCCAAGCUCACAGGUCAUGCUGGCAGUAGAUUCGGGUGGGCAAUAGUAAAGGAUGAAGCUGUAUACCAAAGAAUGUUAACAUAUAUAAAUCUAAGUGUCUAUGGUGUCCCUCGAGAAACCCAGUUGCGAGUUUUGAAGCUCCUGAAAGUAGUUCUUGAAGGAGAAGGAAAGGAAAUGUUUGAAUUUGGAUUCAAAACAAUGGCCAAUCGAUGGAGAAAAUUGAGCAAGAUCUUUUCAGCAUCGAGAAGGUUUUCUGUCCAAGAUCUUGAGCAUCAAUACUGUUCCUUUUCCAAGAAAAUCAGGGGUCCUUCUCCAGCUUUUGCAUGGGUGAAGUGCGAGAGAGAAGAAGAUAAGGAUUGUUUCCAAGUCCUGAAAUCAGGUGCCAAUAUCAUUGGCCGCCAAGGCAGCUUGUUUGGUGGUGAAAGCAACUAUGUGCGUCUCAGCCUCGUCAAAAGCCAAUAUGAAUUCAAUUUAUUACUUGAAAGGAUUGAAGCAUUAGUGCAACAAGAACCUCACAAUAAAAUCAUCCAAGGAGAGAAUAUGGGAGAACUGCAUCCAUAA